AUGGCGAGGACGGUGGUGGUGGCCUUGCUGCUGAUGCAAUUCUGCGACGUGGUUCUGGCGGCGAGGCUGCUGGAGGGGGACGGCGCCUGGCUGCAGGGCGGCGUUGGCGCCGCUGGGGCGCUUAUCAUGCACAUCCUGCCCGGCGGCUCUCCGGGAGCGGGAGCACCCAACGGCUGCACCAACAACCCCAAACACCCCGCCGGUGGGAAAUGCCACGGCUAA
Molecule: messenger RNA, 222 nt
Organism: Triticum turgidum subsp. durum (durum wheat)
Lineage: Eukaryota; Viridiplantae; Streptophyta; Magnoliopsida; Poales; Poaceae
Source: the annotation of a GenBank genome assembly